Rotaria sp. Silwood2 is the source of this 315-nucleotide messenger RNA. Lineage: Eukaryota; Metazoa; Rotifera; Eurotatoria; Philodinida; Philodinidae. The record is from the annotation of a GenBank genome assembly.
AUGGUAUUGGAUCUUGAUUUUGUUGUUGAAGUAACUGGUACAAUUGCUGGUUAUCCAUUUCAUACUGUUAAAGUUUGUUUACAAACACGAACACUCAAUUAUCGUUUAUAUUCUAGUUCAUUAUAUUAUUUUAUUAAAAUUUCAAAACAAGAAUCAAUUUUAGGAUUUUAUAAAGGUAUGUCAUCACCAAUGUUUGCUGUUGCAAUCAUAAAUGGAAUUGUUUUUUCUAUUCAAAAUCUUUCAAAAGAUUUAUUUAAUGAUCCUGAUACUUAUUUUGCAUUAGCAAUAACUGGUGGUAUUGCUGAUUGUACAUAA